CCAUGCUGCUGUACUGCAUCGCCAGCUCGCCGCUGCUCAAGGCCUUGGACACCAGGCUCGUCGGGGUCCGCGUCGAGGGCACGGACGGCAGGCUUGCGGGGUCCGCGUACGUCGACGACACUGUGGUGGUGCUGCAGGACGUCGCGGAGGUGGCCGUGCUCGUGGACACCCUGGAGGAGUUCGGCGCCGAGUCGGGAUUACGUGUCAACGAUGCCAAGUCCAUGGCCCUCCCCGUCGGACGCUGGCCGCGCCGCGCGCCGCUGCCGUACCCCGUCGCCAAGGAGAUCAAGCUGCUCGGAGUCCACUUCACUGCGAAGACGAGCGGACUCGCCACUGCCAACUGGCCGGGCCGCGUCGGGGUGCUCCGCGCCCUGCUCGUGGACGCCAGGCUGCGCGCCUUCAACCUGGUGCAGCGGGUGCAGUACUGAAACACCUACGUACUGCCCCUGCUCUGGCACCUCGCCGCCGUCGCGCCGCUCCCCCCCAAAGUAUUGCGGCAUGGUCCGGAAAGCUCGGGGGAAGUUUCUCUGGGCCACCAAGCCCGUCCGCGUCCCUUCGACGUGAUGGUGCAGCCCGGGGAGCGCGGCGGCCUCGGACUGCAGGACCCUGCGCGCAAGGCCCGCGCCAUGCUGGCGGCACGCUGGGAGAGCUCGGCGCGCGCGGACUUCAAGACCGUCUCGGGUGCUGGCUGCGCUUCCUGCAGCAGCGCUACGCGGACGCGCCGUCGGUGCCGGCCUGCGUCAAGCACUUCAGCGUGUCCUGCAGGAGCCCCGCUUUCGCCGCCGUCCCGGGCCUGGUCGGCAAGGACCUCACCAAGGCCCUCUACACCGCCCCCCUCGCCGCCGACGUGCCCGUGCCAGGGCCAUGCGCGGCGUUCCCGACGACGUGCAGCAGCGAGUUUGGCGGUGCGUCCACCACAAGGGCCUGCCAGUGGACGUCCGGUCGACAUGGUUUGAGGCAGUCCAGGACGUGCUGCCCACGGCGCUGCG
This is a messenger RNA of Thrips palmi, 989 nucleotides long. RefSeq lists its product as uncharacterized. NCBI's taxonomy places the organism in Eukaryota, Metazoa, Arthropoda, Insecta, Thysanoptera, Thripidae. The record is from RefSeq and is a predicted model, not a curated record. The coding region runs from base 3 to 428 and encodes 141 amino acids. The transcript is spliced from 2 exons.